Oncorhynchus nerka (sockeye salmon) is the source of this 2591-nucleotide messenger RNA. Its product is annotated as ankyrin repeat domain-containing protein 24-like. NCBI's taxonomy places the organism in Eukaryota, Metazoa, Chordata, Actinopteri, Salmoniformes, Salmonidae. The record is from RefSeq and is a predicted model, not a curated record. The coding region runs from base 1577 to 2092 and encodes 171 amino acids. The transcript has 5 exons.
CCUCUUGAUGUCUCACCUGCUGACUGAAGCAGGGUUGGGCUCAAUUCCUUUUAAAUUCAGAUUUUUGUUGAGUUGGAACUUCAAUCCAUUUCUUGACUGAACUGACUUGAAAUUAAAUUGAGCAAAACCUUGCUCUGCUACCCUUUAGGCCCAGUCUGGGGCUCUAUUUUGGGCCCUGGUAGAAUGGUGGAUAUAAUUAUAAUUGAUAGAACAGACCACAUUCCCUGCUGGUUAUACCAGGGCCCAUAUUUGGUGUACAAUUUCAAAUGUUCAAUUAAUUAGCAUUGGCAACUACUACAACACUUUGUAUGCUAUUUAAUGUACUGUACCAGAAUCCAUGGAUCAUAAUCCUUUCUAUCAGUGGUAAUUCUAUGGCCUAGUCUAUGGCCCUACUCUGGUCCCCCAGGAAAUGGCUGUAAUGUGAGGAAGUGGAUGAAGUAAAGGGGACAGCUGGGGGUAAUUGUAAAAGCCUGAAACAGAGAGGCUUGCUGCACUUUUAUCUUCAAACAAAGGCUUGGUGAUUUACAAAAAACAGAUGUGUGCUUCGUUUGAAAUGGAGAUGAAUGGAAGCAGAGCAGUGCCUGAAAUGUCUCUGAUGUAUCUGUGAUAUAUGAGGACUCUUGUGUCUUACAGCUUACAGUAGGGCUGUGUGGUGUUAUACUGAGUGCUACGUUAUACAGGAGGAUUUUUAUGGGCCGGUAUGCGUCUUAGCUAGAACUACAGUGUGUAUGUGCGUGUGUGUGCAUGUAUUGAAUCUCAAUGGACCAGAGGUUAAAAAGAUUUGCCAUUUGUCUCUCCCAAUGCAUACAUAGCCACUGAGGACAAUGGCGAGGAGGUACCUGACGACUCAGCUUUUCAUUUUCACUCACUACACAUUCAGUACAUGUGAAAACAUAACACAAAUAUUUCUAGAUUGUACGUAAUAGAAUUUACAACAUAAGAAGGAACACCAACUUAUUAUCCCAUUUUCAAUCUACAACAACAUCUUUUGAACAACAACAGCUGAAGUAACAUCACACAUUAAAAGCUAAUGUUCCCCUGUUCCUUCUGCUUGUCUGUGUCUCCAGAGGCAGCCCCACCUCCCCCUCCUCUGCCAGGGGGGACCACCCCCUGCAAGAGGAAAGCCCCUCUUCCACCUCGCUCCCCUCCCCAGGUACGAGGCCAACUCCAGAGAUGGAUAAAAUACUUUAUAUAUGAUUCUUACUGACUCUAACUUCUGCUAGGCUGUGAUGAUCAUAAUCAUACUAAGUUUAAUAACAAUGUUCCGGGACUCUCCACCCCUACCUUCUCCUGCCCCCCAGAGCUCUCCCCCCUCUACCUCUCCCUCAGCUCAGUCUCUAGAGACACGGUGCUCUAAUCAGGCCAACCUCGUGAGUUACUUCCCCUGCCACGGCAUACUGUAUGCAUAGCACCUAAGCAUACAGGAGAUAAAAUAGGCUUAUAUUUAUGGUAUACAACACAACUCAAUUCAAAGGAUUCAUCUUUAGAUAUCCAUUUUGAAGAGCACUAUUCAUGACUAAAGUAACAGACAAUACAUAGUGAAUCACUAUCUACUGCAUUACAUUUGAGACUGCUAAUGUGUAUGGUGCUGCUGUUUGACUGUGAUACCACUGAUAUGCAUUUCCUUGUGUGUGUCUGUGAGACGGAGAAUGAGGUUUUUGAGGAGAUCCGAAGGCUGUGUCUGGAAAGGGGGCGUCUGCUCCAGAAGAUUAAAGGUCUGGAGCAGCAGCAGAACAGCGCACCCACUGCCUUGAAGGAGCUGACCCAGCUGAGAGAGUGUCUGGAACAGGCGGAGGCAGAGUGGGACAGGCUACAGACUGAGCUGGAGGAGCUGAAGGCAGGUGUUGAGAAGCUGCUCUCCAGGCGGUCCAGAGAGUCUCCCUCUGCUCUGGACGAGGAGGAGGCAAACUCCCCGAACUCCACCUCUCCUGGUCCUGCAGACCCAGACACUGUGGCUGAGCUAUGCAGACAGGUGGAUGAGCUGACCUCACAGAACCAGGAGCUGGUCCUCAAAGUGCAGAUGUUUGAGAAGGAUGACCCUGACAUGCAGACAACCGGCCCAGACUUUGUCCCCACGGCCCUGUAUGACUGACUCAGGAGGGAGUUUGAAGCUCUACAGGAGCGCUACUCCCAGGCCCAGGCUUCAUCUGAGGCCUCCAGCAUGGCGGGAGAGGGGUGUGAGGAGACUGGAGGGAGGAGGAGAGGGAGAGACAGGGGCAGAGGAGAAGGAGGGGACAGAGGGGAAGGGGAAGGAGGUGACUGAGGAUGAGAGCAGUGAUGAGCUGAGGGAGAGGCUGUGUGGCAAGGAGGAGCAGCUGGCCCACUCCCAGUCUGAGCUGGAGAGGCAGCUGGCCCACUCCCAGUCUGAGCUGGAGGAGCUGAGAGAACAGGUGCACCUGGGGGUAUAUUCUGGGGAACAGGCAGGGGGAAUGGGGGGUGAGAGAGAGAGACCCCCCCCCCCAGGGGCAGCGGUGAGGUGGUGAUCCUGGAGACUCAACAGCUGAAAGAGAGGGUAAGGGAGCUGGAGGAGGCGCUGAAAGAGAGAGGGGGACAAGGAGAGGGACAGAGGGAGGAAGCGGGCCUGAGGGAGG